AUGUGGCGCCUGAUCUUCCUCGUCGCUGCCGUGUCGGCCCAAAUCCCAUCACUGGGCUUCUGCCCCGACUAUCAGCCCAUGGCCAGCUUCAACAUGAACCGCUUCCUGGGCACCUGGUACGAGGCGGAGCGAUACUUCACGGUGAGCGAGCUCGGCAGCCGCUGCGUCACCACCAAGUACGAGAGCACGCCGGAGGGCAGGAUCCUAGUCUCCAAUGAGAUCACCAACGCCAUGACCGGAAUGAAGAGAGUGUUAGAUGGACACCUGCAAAUGAUCGGUCGGGAUGGUGAGGGGCGUAUGAUCGUCAAAUACGCCACUCUACCUGUCCCAUACGACACUGAGUUCAGCGUCCUCGAUACAGAUUAUGAGAGCUACGCCGUGAUGUGGUCAUGCAGCGGGAUAGGUCCAGUGCACAUUCAAAAUGCUUGGGUGCUAACCCGCGACAGACUAGCGUCGCCUACAAUCUUGCAACAGGCGUACGCUGCGUUGGAAAGGUUCAAAGUGUCCAGGGCGUUCUUCGUGAAGACCAAUCAGGAGGACUGUUACAUUCUGCCUGAGCCAGCAGCCUACGCCGAAUACAAAGAUGCGGGCGUAGCCGAUGUCUCCGGGAAACAUGCAAGCAUGGUCCCUAUCGCUGCCGCUUCAGUACCCGAGCAAAUCGUAGAGGAAAAAAUAGAGCCACAAGUUAAAUCCGAAGUGCCUCAAGAAAAAUCCGAUGCAAAAGAACCGUCCGAAAAACCGAAACCAGAGCCGGAAAUAAAGGAUUCUAUGAUGAAAAAGGAGGAAAAGAUUGAAAUGCCUGAGAAGCUUGCUGAAGUCAAGAAAGAUAUUCCCGAGAUUAAAGAGGCCAAGACCAAGGGUAAAGAACUGUCGUUGACGUCUGUCCCA
Molecule: messenger RNA, 888 nt
Organism: Iphiclides podalirius (scarce swallowtail)
Lineage: Eukaryota; Metazoa; Arthropoda; Insecta; Lepidoptera; Papilionidae
Source: the annotation of a GenBank genome assembly